This is a messenger RNA of Cynocephalus volans (Philippine flying lemur), 531 nucleotides long. RefSeq names its product DPY30 domain containing 2 (gene DYDC2). The record is from RefSeq and is a predicted model, not a curated record. Gene Ontology annotation, cellular component: Set1C/COMPASS complex. The transcript has 3 exons. Bases 1 to 531 code for a protein of 176 amino acids. NCBI's taxonomy places the organism in Eukaryota, Metazoa, Chordata, Mammalia, Dermoptera, Cynocephalidae.
AUGGAAACUGACUACCUGAAGAGGUGCUUUGGAAACUGCCUGACCCAGGCACUGGCAGAGGUGGCAAAGGUUCGGCCGAGUGACCCAAUAGAGUACCUGGCUCACAGGCUUUAUCAGUAUAAAAAAACAGCUAAUGCAAAAGAAGAGAAUGGGCAAGAUAAGAUCCAGCUGGAGGAGGAAUAUGACAGUAGCCUCAAGGAAGUGGAAAUAACAAAAAUGCUGAAGCAAGUAGAGGGUCAGAUUCAACAGAAGUGUGAACAGUGUCACAAGGAUUUGAUUUCCAAAGCUAUUUCCACAAAGACCAUACUUAUGAAGGAAGACAUGAAACCACUUGAGAAGGAGGCCUCGAAGCAGGAAUUCCUGCCAGGUACUUCCAAUAUGAUUACAGGAAUGUCUCAACAGGUUGCUCCUUUGGAGUCAGCUGGCCAGACUGACCCGGACUUUGAAACUCCACAAGAAGUAAAUUACCAGGAGGCUUUUCAGCAUGAAGUUAUUCACGAAAUACCUCCUGGUUCCACAUCUUCUUCUUAG